UACCCAAGAAAAAAAUAUAUAAAAAAAACAUAUCCCACCACCACAUUAACUUUUCUAGUGGAAUCAAUCACCUGUUUUACAAAGCGACAUCAUCAACCCAUUUGCCGCCUGCUUUUUCUCUCCUCUGCGACUCCGUUUUCUCCGAUGAGUUCUAUCAGUGGAGGUGGUCAGUCCAACAAAGGUAAAAGUGUAGCCGGUCGAUCAAAUGUUGAUGCUAAUCAGUUGAGCCAGGGAGUCCAGGAUGUGAACCUGGAUUCAAGCCAGGAUGGUGGUUGGGAGGUUAUCUCGAAAAAGAACAAAAACAGACCCGGAAACGGUGCUACUACCAAGCAAUGGGCUUCUCAGGCUCCUAAACCUAACGCAUGGGGUCAACCCGAUGGCCAAAGAACCGGUGGACGGGGCACCGGACAGGUUAGGGCUCCAAACAAUGCAUGGGGUGCCCAAACAGGCGGCAGAGGUGGUGCUAGCAACCAACCCGUGAAUCGAUACUACGAGAACAACCAAAAUUCCGCCCCAAACGCAAUCCCGCCACCGCUGCAGAGUGGAUGGAAUUGGAACUCGAGGCCUGGCAACGCCUGGCAGGCGAGGAAUAAUGCUCCAAAUCCUCAAACGUUUGUUGCGGAAGAACAUGUUGAAGAUCACAACGAAAAUGAGGAAGUUGAGGAAUCGGAUGACGAGCUUCUGAGCGACGAGUAUGAUUCGGACGAAAGCCCGAAAACCCACGAGGAGCAAAAGAAGAACCCGUGGUAUGCUGAAUUUUUUCGGACUUUGGAUACGUUGACCGUUGACCAGGUCAAUGAACCAACAAGGCAGUGGCAUUGCCCGGCUUGUCAGAACGGUCCCGGUGCUAUCGACUGGUACAAGAGUCUACAGUCCCUCGUGACUCACGCCAAAACAAAAGGGUCCAAAAGAGUAAAGCUUCAUCGGGAUCUUGCUGUAGUUCUGGAGGAAGAAUUGCGACGAAAGGGAGCUACGGUUAAUCCAGCUGGCGAAGCGUAUGGACAGUGGAAGGGGCUGAGCGAAGUCGUUAAAGACCGGGAGAUCGUAUGGCCACCGAUGGUCGUCAUCAUGAAUACGCAGCUCGAACAGGAUGAAAACGAUAAGUGGCUUGGGAUGGGAAACCAGGAGCUGCUUGACUACUUCGGGUCAUACGAAGCAGUGAGGGCCCGCCAUUCUUACGGGCCAAAAGGGCACAGGGGUAUGAGUGUGCUGAUAUUCGAAUCCUCAGCCGUUGGAUACACAGAGGCUGAACGUCUGAGCAAGCAUUUCGAAGAUGAAGGCACCGACCGAGACGCGUGGGAUCGUCGCCCCGUUCUGUUUUAUCCCGGAGGCAAACGGAAGCUAUACGGCUAUAUGGCAACAAAACGAGACAUGGAUAUCUUUAAUCAGCAUUCUCAAGGGAAAUCGAAGUUGAAGUAUGAGUUGGUAUCUUACCAAGAAAAGGUUGUGAACCAAUUAAAGCAAAUGCACGAGGACAACCAACAAUUGAACUGGUAUAAGAACAGAGUGGUGAAAGAACAGAUGCAUUCAAAAGCACUUGAAGAGUCGUAUGACUUAGUAUCGCAAAGACUGAGGAAAACCGAAGCGGAGAAUCGUAUAGUGAGGGAGAGAACACAACUGUAUCAUGAACAGAACAAGGAAGCGAUGGAUUCCCAAGAGGAAUUUUUCAAAGAUCAGCUUAAGGUAAUUCAAGAAGCCAGGGAUGCGAAAGAAAGCCAUUUUGAUAAGCUGCGACAGGAAGAACGUAAAAGGGUCGAACAAUCUUAUUCUGCUGUUGAUCUUCAGACGAGGGAUUUGAAGCUUGAAGAAAUGAAAGAAUUCGAAGAAGAAAGGGAGAAACUGAUGAAACUGCAUGAAGAAAAGAUGGCGGAAAUGAAGAGCAGGCACUGGAACGAAGAGAUCGAGUUGGAGAAAGGGCUUAAUGCCGAGUUGACUCGGUUGAUGGACAAGUACACCCCAAAAUCAUGAAAUGCUGCUGAUGAGAUACAGAGAGAGAUAAUAGAGUUUAGACUUUAGACUAUAAUAAAAUGCUUGAAUUGCUACUAUCUUCUUGCCACUUUAUUAAUUUAAUGUGUUGUGGAUUGUGUGAUUUUUUCAUUUAUGAUAAAUUAAUCGGACUUUAUUUGGAAGAAA
Messenger RNA from Helianthus annuus (common sunflower), 2133 nucleotides. Its product is annotated as protein SUPPRESSOR OF GENE SILENCING 3-like. Lineage: Eukaryota; Viridiplantae; Streptophyta; Magnoliopsida; Asterales; Asteraceae. The record is from RefSeq and is a predicted model, not a curated record. Gene Ontology annotation, biological process: defense response to virus; regulatory ncRNA-mediated gene silencing. The coding region runs from base 145 to 1968 and encodes 607 amino acids. The transcript is spliced from 6 exons.